AUGGAGUGACGCCAUCUUUCCCGUGUGCUGCUGGUACGCGAGCGCGGAUUCCUCGCGCACACAUCCACUCAGCAGGGGCUGCCGUGCGCUGCAGGUCAUUCUCAAACGUUUUCUCAACGGAUUGUCGCAUUUUUUUCCGGGUUGAGGUAUUGAAAGGCGACAGAGGAAUAUACAGCUUUUGACACAGAUUAGAAAGCUGUGUUUGGCUCUGAAAGGAUCAUGGCAACCCAAUCUGAUCUGAUGGAGCUCGACAUGGCCAUGGAGCCAGAUCGUAAAGCUGCCGUCAGCCACUGGCAGCAGCAGUCUUACCUGGACUCUGGUAUCCAUUCUGGUGCCACCACCACUGCCCCGUCACUGAGUGGCAAGGGCAAUCCAGAGGAAGAGGAUGUGGAUAAUCAGGUGUUAUAUGAGUGGGAGCAGGGUUUUAACCAGUCCUUUAACCCGGAACAGGUAGCAGAUAUCGAUGGCCAGUAUGCCAUGACCAGAGCCCAGAGAGUCCGGGCAGCCAUGUUCCCCGAGACUCUGGACGAGGGCAUGCAAAUCCCCUCCACACAGUUCGACUCAUCCCACCCCACCAACGUCCAGCGCCUGGCUGAGCCCUCGCAAAUGCUCAAACACGCCGUGGUCAACCUCAUCAACUACCAGGAUGAUGCUGAACUAGCCACGCGUGCCAUUCCAGAGCUUACCAAACUACUGAAUGACGAGGAUCAGGUGGUGGUGAAUAAGGCUGCUGUAAUGGUGCACCAACUUUCCAAGAAGGAGGCUUCUCGUCACGCCAUCAUGAGAUCUCCGCAGAUGGUGUCGGCCAUCGUGAGGACCAUGCAGAACACCAACGAUGUCGAAACGGCCCGUUGCACCUCAGGCACCCUGCACAACCUCUCCCACCACAGAGAAGGCCUACUCGCCAUCUUCAAAUCUGGAGGCAUACCUGCUCUUGUCAAGAUGCUCGGCUCCCCUGUGGACUCUGUACUAUUUUACGCCAUCACGACUCUACACAACCUGCUACUGCAUCAGGAAGGAGCCAAGAUGGCUGUCCGUCUGGCUGGAGGCCUGCAGAAAAUGGUGGCUUUGUUAAACAAAACAAACGUCAAAUUCCUCGCCAUCACAACAGACUGCCUUCAGAUUUUGGCAUAUGGCAAUCAGGAAAGCAAACUUAUCAUUCUGGCCAGUGGAGGCCCACAAGCUCUGGUCAACAUCAUGAGGACAUACACCUACGAAAAACUGUUGUGGACCACCAGUCGAGUGCUUAAAGUCCUUUCUGUUUGCUCCAGUAACAAACCUGCAAUUGUUGAGGCUGGUGGUAUGCAAGCACUCGGCCUUCACCUCACAGACCCCAGUCAGCGAUUGGUCCAGAACUGCUUGUGGACAUUGAGGAAUCUUUCAGACGCCGCCACCAAACAGACGUCUUUAGCAGAAGUAGAUGUGCAGGAGGGUAUGGAGGGUCUUUUGGGCACCCUGGUCCAGUUGCUCGGCUCAGAUGAUAUCAAUGUGGUGACGUGUGCUGCUGGAAUUCUGUCCAACCUCACCUGCAACAACUACAAGAACAAGAUGAUGGUGUGCCAAGUGGGCGGCAUCGAGGCGCUAGUGCGCACCGUCCUUCGCGCAGGAGACCGAGAGGACAUCACAGAACCGGCUAUCUGCGCGCUCCGUCACCUCACGUCCAGACACCAGGAUGCAGAGAUGGCCCAGAAUGCAGUGCGCCUGCACUACGGGUUGCCCGUUGUGGUCAAACUGCUCCACCCUCCCUCACAUUGGCCUCUUAUUAAGGCGACAGUCGGGUUGAUCCGUAAUCUGGCACUGUGCCCCGCAAACCAUGCCCCGCUGAGAGAACAAGGUGCCAUCCCUCGUCUGGUGCAGCUUUUGGUCCGAGCCCAUCAGGACACGCAGAGACGAACCUCGAUGGGUGGAACGCAACAGCAGUUUGUGGAGGGUGUGCGUAUGGAGGAGAUCGUGGAGGGGUGCACCGGAGCUCUGCACAUUCUAGCCCGAGACAUUCACAACAGAAUCGUCAUCAGAGGACUCAACACUAUUCCACUUUUCGUUCAGUUGCUGUAUUCCCCCAUCGAGAACAUCCAGCGCGUAGCUGCAGGUGUGCUGUGUGAGCUGGCUCAGGAUAAGGAGGCAGCCGAGGCCAUCGAGGCCGAAGGAGCCACCGCUCCUCUCACAGAGCUCCUUCACUCCAGAAACGAGGGCGUCGCCACAUACGCUGCUGCAGUUCUGUUCCGCAUGUCUGAGGAUAAGCCUCAGGACUACAAGAAACGCCUGUCUGUGGAGCUCACCAGCUCUCUGUUCAGAACGGAGCCCAUGACCUGGAACGAGACCGGGGAUCUGGGGCUUGAUAUCGGCGCACAGGGCGAGCCUCUGGGCUACAGACCGGAUGCUGUAUCGUCUGAUCUGAAUGAACCUGCAUUGUGAUUUCGGCCUGUAGAGUUGCUGAGCGGGCUCAAGAGAAGAGUGGACUAGUUUCUCUGAAAGUGCCUGACACACUAAUACAAGCUGAGUUUCCUAUGGGAACACGUGGAAGUAAAACUUUUGUUCUGCUCUCGGUGGGAAAUUGGUGUGAUUGACAGAAGAAAGCCCAAAAAGCAAAUCCUAAGAUGGAAUUUUCAACCUUAGCCUUGCCUGUACUUUUUAUUACUUUUUUAUUUUUAAAGGAUAUUUCCGUCUGUAAUGGUACUUAUCUAGCUUGCUUUAUGAUACUCGUCUUUUAUUUUGCAGAACUUUGUAUUCCUUUCCACCGUCUCAUAGUGUUGAGUUAUAGUGCUAAUGAUCCAUGGAGAUUUUAUCAAGUUUAUGGUGUAGAACACUAAUUAAUCAGUUGAAUUGUAUUCUGAUCAAAUGUAAGAUUGUGUAGCUUUUGUAUAAAACCAAGAAUUGGAGAAGUCCAAAUAUUCAGCUCUCUUGCUUUAAUAAAACCAUGUUCCAAAGGGUUUGCAAUCAGUCGGGGCCAUUUUCUGUUUCUUUUUUUUCUUCUCUUGUCUUGAUCUUUUGUUUCUUUUAUUUGAUGGUAGCUUUAGAAAGGUUUUGAAAAGAACCCCUAAUUAUUGUAGCCUGCAAUAUUGGUUGAAGACUUUGUUUUGACCUGGCUAAACAAUAAAAUGGACCUAAAUUUA
This is a messenger RNA of Misgurnus anguillicaudatus (oriental weatherfish), 3113 nucleotides long. Lineage: Eukaryota; Metazoa; Chordata; Actinopteri; Cypriniformes; Cobitidae. The record is from RefSeq and is a predicted model, not a curated record.